AUGGGCAGGCGUCGUCUGCUGUCAGAAGACACAGAACAGAUUGGGUUGGCAGAUAACUCUAACGAUUCUAAAGUUAUAUCUCAUGCAGAACUGAUUGGAUUUCUCUCUUUCAGAGCAAAAUAAGGACGAAUUAUGAAGUUGACGGUCCUGUUGUUAACGCUUGGGCUCCUGGCAGGAACCCAGGCCAGGUCUCUUUUCAAAGAUGCACCCAAAGCAAAAUGGGAGACGGCCCUCGACAGCUUCUGGCAGACGAUCAGCAAGAUGGAGGAGGCAGCGGAUGAGGCCAAGACACAUAUGAGAGACUCCGGGUUUGGCAAAGGACUGGAUGGCCUUAUCAAAGAUACCAUGGGGGAGAUAAGCAAUUAUGCCGAUGAAUUAAAGAGUAAAGUCGGGCCGAUGGCUCAGGACGCACAACAGAGUUUUACUGAAGAUGUCUCGGCCAUCGCUGACAAGCUCAAGACAGACAUGGAGGAUACAAAGUCUAAGGCUAUUGAGUAUGCAGGGGACCUGCGCUCAAUGUUUGACCAGAACAUAGAAGACAUUCAGGGAAAAGCGAGCACGUACAUGAAGAAGCUGAAGAAACGUCUUGGCAAGGACGGGGAGGAUCUGAAGAAAAAGUUCAGCCAGUAUGGGGAUGAUAUCCGCAAGAACGCGGAAAAAAAAGUAGACAAGCUCCGCAAAAAAGUUGAGCCCUACGUGAAAGACCUGAAGGAGAAAGGCCAGAAGGGCCUUAAGUCCCUGAAGGAUGCCAUGGAUGAGCAAGGAAAAGCCCUCAGAGAUAAAUUUGCGUCGGUGGCUAAAGACGUGCAAAAUAAGGUUAAGAAGAUUGCUAAUGAUGUUAAAAGUAGCAUGGACAAGGUAGCGGACCAGAUGAAAAAAUGGUUCAACCCCUCCGUUGAUAAACUCCGCGACCAGCUGCAAUCUAUGGCCAAGAGCCUGCAGCCCAAGGGUAAGAAGAAGUAAGGUUCUGACAUUCCUCAACAUAACUUCAAGAAACAUCUGCAUUCAAUACCGAGAGCCAACAGCCCAAUGGCAUGGUGCUGGCUCAAUGCAAUAGCUCUUAUUCUUGACUUUAAUGACCUCAGCAUGAAUACAUUUGAGGAACGCGGCAUACCAAUGACCAGAAGAGUGAGGUCAACUCCAUGGCUGUGGCUUGGUCUUCAAGCUCAGGUUACAGAGAAAAGACAUUUCAGCUUUAAGCAUUCUCAUCCUCUCUUAUAUGUUACAAAUAUCUGCAGUAGACAAAUAAGUAAAACAUCUUGCAACUUCUUCUCAAAGGAAACACAGCCUACAAGCUAAGCAAUAAGUACGAGAAGACAGGUCAAGUUCGAACAGCAAAUCUGUCACUCAUAGUUAUCUACCAUCAAGGACAGACACAAAUAUGUGUCCUGCAUGCGGAAGCUUGUGUCUGCACUUUAGCAGCCCACGGGCAAGACGUAACACGGCCCGAGUACUCAAGUUCUUGUAUCUCUGCGAUAGAGUUCAACUUUAAGACAUUGCCCUAAGCUGCAGCUUGGAGCUCUUAUAGAAUGCCGAUAUCGCAACCUAUUAUACAUAAGACUUACAUGUUGUUUUUAUAUAUUUACCUUUGUGUUAAUACAUACAGACUGCCGUCACUGUCUCUCUGCUGUUAAAUAUAUGUUGUUCAAUGCAAUGUUACCUUUUACAAUAAAAUAAACAGACAACGUAUCCUCCAAAA
This is a messenger RNA of Spea bombifrons (plains spadefoot toad), 1699 nucleotides long. RefSeq names its product apolipoprotein E (gene APOE). The coding region runs from base 133 to 963 and encodes 276 amino acids. The transcript is spliced from 3 exons. Gene Ontology annotation, molecular function: low-density lipoprotein particle receptor binding; lipid binding; amyloid-beta binding. Gene Ontology annotation, biological process: regulation of amyloid-beta clearance; lipoprotein catabolic process; positive regulation of nitric-oxide synthase activity. Gene Ontology annotation, cellular component: intermediate-density lipoprotein particle; extracellular region. The record is from RefSeq and is a predicted model, not a curated record. Lineage: Eukaryota; Metazoa; Chordata; Amphibia; Anura; Pelobatidae.